CAUACAAACGAUGUUAUUGUCACAGUGUCCCUAACAUCAAUACACAGAAGAGAGAGAAUAGAAUAUGGAAAAAGAGAGCGCAGAAGCAGUCCUCAAUUGUAUUGACCUCUCCAAAGUCAAUAUUCAACAAUCCGUUAAUUUGCUCAAACAGUCUUGCACCGAUUCUGGGUUUUUCUAUAUUAUCAAUCAUGGAAUUAGCCAGGAGUUUAUGGACAAGGUUUUUGACCAGAGCCAGAAAUUUUUCAACCUUCCACUCAACGAAAAGAUGAAGGUUCUCCGGAACGAUCACAAUAGGGGAUACACUCCUCUUCUCGAUGAAAUCCUUGAUCCUCAGAACCAAUUACAUGGUGAUUUUAAAGAAGGCUAUUAUAUUGGAGUUGAAGCUAAUGAUUCACUUGAUCACAAACCUUUUCAUGGUCCAAACUUAUGGCCGGCAUCAGAUGUUCUCCCAGGAUGGAGGGAAACUAUGGAAGAAUACCAACGCCAGGCAUUAGAAGUGGGGAGAGCAGUUGCAAAGAUAAUAGCUCUUGCACUUGAUUUGGAUGCUAAUUUUUUCGAUAAACCAGAAACCCUAGGAGAUCCCAUUGCGAUUCUGCGUUUGCUACACUAUCAAGAUAAAAUCUCAGAGCCGUCGCAAGGUUUAUACGCAGCUGGAGCUCAUACUGAUUAUGGCCUGAUUACUUUGUUAGCAACAGAUGAUGUCCCGGGUCUUCAAAUAUGCAAAGAUAAGGAAGCUAAACCUCAGAUAUGGGAGGAUGUGACACCAUUGAAGGGAGCAUUUAUAGUUAAUCUUGGAGACAUGUUGGAGCGCUGGAGCAACUGUAGUUUCAAGUCUACAUUGCACAGAGUUAUAGGAAAUGGUCAAGAAAGAUAUUCUAUUGCAUAUUUCUUGGAGCCUGGUCAUGAUUGUCUAGUGGAAUGCUUGCCAACCUGCAAAUCAGAUGCAAAUCCUCCUAAAUUUGCCCCUAUCUAUUACCGGGACUACUUGAGCCAGCGCUAUAAGGAAACACAUGCUGAUCUGCUGGUAUAUGACAAACAACAAUCUUGAGCACAUGUGAUAGGGCACCAAUUACAUUUGAGCUGGUUGAUGAGAUGUUGAUUAAUCCUAAGAAUAAUAGGGUGUGAUAAAAAGGGCGCGGCACCCUUGAGUUGGUUAUAAGAAGUGAGUGGAGAAAAUAAUGGGUAAUGUUGAACAUUUUUGUUUGAAAAUUGUAGACUGAAAAAUUGUUCCAUGUGGAGUGUAGGUUGGGUCAGUCUUGUAAAGGGUCUAUUUCAUUAUUUCACAAUUCCCUUUCACUUUCACAUUUCAUUUCAUUAUUUCAAUUGGUUCUGAUGGGUCAUUACGAGGGGAGCAUCCACAUUAGAUCGAAGACUUUUAUUCUGUUAGAAAGCUAUGCUUGCAUUCUCCAUUGAUUUAGUUUGUAACUAACUUUUGAUUCACUUCAUUGAAUGAACUCAAUGUACAACUGAUUGCAUUUAUAGUUACAAUCAGGUAACGUGCAA
Lathyrus oleraceus (garden pea) is the source of this 1503-nucleotide messenger RNA. RefSeq names its product 2-oxoglutarate-Fe(II) type oxidoreductase hxnY. The record is from RefSeq and is a predicted model, not a curated record. The coding region runs from base 65 to 1048 and encodes 327 amino acids. Lineage: Eukaryota; Viridiplantae; Streptophyta; Magnoliopsida; Fabales; Fabaceae. The transcript is spliced from 10 exons.